Molecule: messenger RNA, 1089 nt
Organism: Paramecium tetraurelia
Lineage: Eukaryota; Ciliophora; Oligohymenophorea; Peniculida; Parameciidae
Exons: 4
Biological process (GO): mitotic DNA damage checkpoint signaling; protein phosphorylation
Cellular component (GO): nucleus; cytoplasm
Molecular function (GO): protein serine/threonine kinase activity; ATP binding
Source: RefSeq, a predicted model, not a curated record
AUGAUUUGUAAAACAAAACACUAUUUUUUUGAUCAUCAGUAUAAAGUGUUUAUCGAAAACGAUCAAAUACUUAUCGGAAAGUAAAAAGAAUCUAUCAAGUACAGGGUUCCCUUCUCGCAUAAAAUGUUGAUAUUAUGGAUGUUUUAGAAAGGGAAAUUCACUGGGUUUAAAAUUUUGUUAAAAGAGAAAUGGAAGUAAUUUGACAUGAAUCAUGAGGAUUGUCUAAAAUUCAAAAAGAGUUUGGAUGGGAGAAUAGGUUACAGCAAAAUAGAAUCUCUCUAUAAAUUCUUAGGCACAGUAGGCUUGGGGAGCUAUAGUGAAGUACUCAAACUUUUAAAAACUAGGUAUUUUUAAUUGAAAGUUAUCUCGAUAAUUCAAAAUACAUCGCCAAGAAAAUGGGAAUCAAUUCAAAAAAUGUGUUUAGCGUAAGGCGUUAUUAAUAAUUUAUAGCUUUUCAAUAAUGAAUUAAAGGCCUUGCAAAACCUCAAACAUCCACAUAUCAUAAAGUUGAAAGAGUUUUACUUGAAUUACGCUGAUUGUUACAUAAUAACAAAUUACAUAGAAGGAGAAUCCCUUGCUAAAUUCUUGAGAUACAAUAAAAAAAUAAGUUCGAAAGAAAUCAUAAAUAUCUUGAAACAAUCAUUCGAAGCACUAUCUUACAUCCAUGAAAAUGGCUUCAUACAUAGAGACAUAAAACCAGAGAACAUUAUAUAUGACAAAGAUCAUAAAUUUAUUACUUUGAUAGAUUUCGGAUUCGCAACAAGAAUCGGAUUACAAGAGUAUAUUGCAGGGACUCCUGGUUAUACUGCCCCUGAAUUAUUUGAUAAUGUAGUUUCAAACGAGAAAUGCGACAUUUUCAGUUUGGGGUGUAUUUUGUACGAAUUAAUUUAUGGGAAGAAACUAUUCUAAGGAUAGUCUCUUUUUGACAUUCAAUUUGCAAACAGGGAGUGUCAGUAUACUCUCAACCUGACUGAUCACCCUUUACAUGAUUUGCUAAGGAGAAUGCUCGAAAUAGACUUAAGCAAUAGGAUAGUCGCUAAGGAAGGAUUGAAUCUUCUACUAUAGUUUGAAUAAAACAUUCAAAUUUGA